AUUUUAAAUUGUUUAGCAAAAUAAAUCAAACAAACAAAUUUCAGUUCAAGUUGAUUGAAAAUAUUCAGUGUAUUUACAUUAUAAAAUUGUGCUAAUAGAUGCUACAUACAUUCAAUCUCGCUUGAUUUCGCAAGCUUUGAAAUAAUGAAGCUGAAUCAAUUUACUCGUAAUAGCCAAGCCCUACUUAAUAAGUGUGGAAAUUUGAAUUGAGUUGUCGCCAUGAAACUGCCACUUAGCCAGCAGAAAGGCUUCUUUGCCGAGUACUAUCUAAAGCUGCGCGAAGUUGGAGCUGCCAGCUGCGAGUCGGAUAUUGCAAAAUUAUCCGGAUGUGGCAACGACGACGAGCGCGUGGCCUAUGUGGAUCAGCUGAGCUGGGUGCGGGCGGGAGAUGCGGGACUGCAGGUGCAACGUGAGUUCAAUGGAAAGAGUGCCACAAUUGCUGCCGAGUUGAAGGAACGUGCCACCAACGCUUUCAAACAGAAGAAGUGGUUGGAGGCGAUGCUGCUCUACAGCAGAAGCUACGUCUCGUUGCCCAGCGACAAGGUUCUGGAGCGUGCUAUUGCUUUGGCUAAUCGCUCGGCCACCUUGUACCACAUGCAAAAGCACACCGAGUGCCUGGUGGACAUUCGACGUGCACUCGAUCUUGGCUAUCCCAAGGAUCUGCUCUACAAACUCUACGAGCGGCAGGCUCGCUGCUACAUGGCCAUAAAGGAUUAUCCGCACACCAUUAGCGCCUUCAAAAAAUGCAUUACAGCCAUGGAUGACUCCACGCUGCCUGCAGACAGACGCUCUAAGCUGCACUUGGAUGCCAUGACUAUGAUCAAAUUACUGGACGCUGAUCCACGCACGGCGAAACAAGCAGCGAAACAGCUAAAGCUAAAGGCUGCUAAUGUCAGCACAGAUCUCGAUCAGGCACAAACCUUGCCGGAUGAGAAGGAGUAUGUCAGCGAGCUGGUGCGCAUCGAUCAAAAUACUCAAGAAGGUCGCUUUGCCCGCGCCUCUGCCGAUGUCCAGGUGGGCCAGGAGCUGCUCGUCGAGCGUCCCUACGUCGCCGUCCUCCUCGAGAAGUUCGCUCAAACCCACUGCGAGUAUUGCUUUAUGCGGACUGUGGUGCCCGUGGCUUGUCCUGGCUGCUCGGAUGUCGUCUACUGCUCGGAGCAGUGUCAGCAGCGGGCUGCAUCCAAGUACCACAAGUACGAGUGUGGCAUAUUGCCGGUGCUUUGGCGAUCGGGUGCCUCGAUCAAUAACCACAUGGCACUGCGCAUCAUUGCCAGCAAGCCACUGGAUUACUUUCUGCAACUGAAGCCAACGCUGGACGAUGAACUCUCACUGGAACAGCUCUUGAGUCUUCCCAAGGACGACUUCCGUCGAGUGGCGCAUUUGGAGCGGCAUCAGAAGGAGCGUCCACCCUCGAAUUUCUUCCAGUAUGUUCUCAUGGCGCGUUUCCUAACCCGCUGCCUGCAGUCCGCUGGCUACUUUGGCAACGAUCCCCAGCCAGAGCAGGUGAAAGUGAUCAGUUCGCUGGUGCUACGCAGUCUGCAGUUUAUACAGUUCAACACUCACGAGGUGGCCGAGCUGCACAAGUUCAGCGCCGAGAGGCGGGAGAAGUCCAUCUUCAUCGGUGGUGCCAUUUAUCCAACGCUUGCGCUCUUUAAUCACUCCUGCGAUCCGGGUGUGGUCAGAUACUUCCGAGGCACCACCAUUCACAUCAACAGUGUGCGACCCAUAGAGGCAGGGUUGCCCAUCAAUGAGAACUACGGUCCCAUUUACACACAGGACAAGAGGGAUGAUCGACAAGCCAGGCUGAAGGAUCUCUACUGGUUCGAAUGCAAUUGCGAUGCCUGUCUGGAGAACUGGCCGCUCUUCGACCAGUUGCCCAGGGACAUUAUUCGCUUCCGUUGCGAGGCGCCUAACAAUUGUGCCGCCAUCAUUGAGGUGCCGCCCACCUGCAAUGACUUUAUGAUCAAGUGCGUCACUUGUGGCGAGAUGACCAACAUCCUGAAGGGUCUCAAGGUCAUGCAGGAUACGGAAAUGAUGACUCGCACGGCCAAGAGACUCUACGAUACUGGCGAUUACUCCAAGUCCCUGAACAAGUUUGUCGAUUUGCUGCGCAUCAUGUACGAGGUGUUGGCUCCGCCGUUCCCCGAUUUCUGCGAGUGCCAGCAGCAUCUGAAGGAUUGCUUCCUGAAUCUGGGCAACGUAUACAACUUGGAUUGAGAUUAUUAAUGUGGUUGUCAGAUUUGUUAAAGUGAAAUAAAGUUACAAUCAACCAAAUAUA
This is a messenger RNA of Drosophila albomicans, 2278 nucleotides long. It is a transcript of the gene Smyd4-3, whose product is annotated as SET and MYND domain-containing protein 4. Gene Ontology annotation, molecular function: protein binding. The record is from RefSeq and is a predicted model, not a curated record. The coding region runs from base 220 to 2217 and encodes 665 amino acids. NCBI's taxonomy places the organism in Eukaryota, Metazoa, Arthropoda, Insecta, Diptera, Drosophilidae. The transcript has 6 exons.